Molecule: messenger RNA, 1602 nt
Organism: Protopterus annectens (West African lungfish)
Lineage: Eukaryota; Metazoa; Chordata; Ceratodontiformes; Protopteridae
Product: CD209 antigen-like protein C
Exons: 6
Coding region: 118-861 (247 amino acids)
Source: RefSeq, a predicted model, not a curated record
UUAAAAAGAAAGCAGAAGUAAGGCAACAAUGACGCUAUCCUUGCAAAACAGCUAGUUCUGGAAAUUGUCCACAAUGAUAAUUUAAAGAGGCAUAUACUCGGACUGAGAAAAGUCAAGAUGGAAGAAGAAGGACUGACAUAUGCACAAUUAAUUUUCCACAAUCAGUCGCAGACUUCAAGUUCCAAAACUUCACUCCCACAGGAGAGAAAAGGACAAGCACCAACGAAGGUUAAAAGCAAAGAAGUCAACAGUAAUCCUUUGUGGUUCCUCCUUGCAUUUAUCUUCUUCAUCAUCAGCUUACUUCUUUUGAUCACUAUCAUUGCCUUGGCCAUAACCUACUCAAGGGCAUCUCAACGACUUGUUCAUGAGGUUUUGAAGAACAGCAAUCUGACAAAGGAACAAAACCAGAUGAAGAAGACUUUGUCUCUGCUGAAAAAUGCCCGAUGCAUGACAACAGGCAGUGGAAGUCAGUGUACAAGCUGUCAGGUUGGCUGGUGGUUAUAUUCUGGAAGCUGUUACUACCUUUCAAAUGAUAAGCUGACAUGGGAUGAUAGCAGAAAGAACUGCUCUAAUUCUCAAUCAGAUUUAGUGGUUGUCAACAAUAAUGAUGAAAAGGAAUUUCUGAAAAAGAAUAUCCAUGAGUCUCACUGGAUUGGACUAGCCAAUAAAGAAAAGGAAGGACGUUGGCAAUGGGUGGAUAACACAAGCUACACUACAACACCAAAGUUUUCAUCCUACUAUAAAAGAAUAAACAGAGAUAACAAAGACUGUGUAACACUAAUUACCGAAUUUGAUUAUGACAACUGCAAUGAAACCAGAAAGUGGAUUUGUGAGAAAAAGGCACAACAACUUCCUCUAUGAAGCCAUGAUCAAAAUCACUUAAAACAAACAUUGUAUAAUUAGAUUGUUUCUAUCUUUAACAGAUUUGACAAUAUUCACUUUUACUCUCUUUUGCUGAAUUGAAAUUAAUUAUCAUAUCUGCAGUAAUAAAUUGACAAAAGUAACAUUUUCUUCUGCAUUAAUUUACAAUGGUGCUAUAUCACAGGAGAUUUUUUUCGGUACUAUAAGUUUGAUUGUGAAUAUAAAGGAGCAUAUAUUUGUUUUCACAGACAGUAAGGAUGGGUAGAAGGACUUACCCUUGUUUGUCAGCUAACCCUAAUCCUACCCUUAACCUUGCAUAUUACCUUAUGAUAAAAUCAUCUUUUUUUCAUAACAGUACCACUGCAUUAGACACUGAGACAAACUUUCCAUAAAUUACACACACAUGCACAAUACUAACACAAUCCCCUUACCUAGCCUUAUUCUAACCUGAACCCACAAACACUCACACACAUGGUUCAGCAUUAACAGACAAACUCACUUCCUCUAAUUCAGACUACAUACACUAUGCACACUCAACCACAGACAUUCUGACAUACUGUAAACUCAGCUCUCAAAAAUAAGUGUGAAAAACAUAGCACUUCACCUUGCUGGCAAAGACCACAGUCAACAAAGUGAACAACUCCCAUAUAUAAAUAAAUGCAGAUAAUAUUUAUUUUACUCACUCAAGGUCCAGCUGCUUGUGACUCAUUACUUAAACCUGUAUGCUCAUCUGGGUAAAUA